AUGACAACAAUUAGGGUCCUUUUGGUUGUUGCAGCUAUUCAGAACUGGACUUUGUUCAAACUAGAUGUCAAUACAGCUUUUCUUCAUGGGGACCUCAAUGAAGAAGUAUAUAUGAAGGGUCCUCCAGGUCUUGAUCUACCCAAACAGAAUCUUACCAAAGCUCAUUUGGAUGCCAAAUUCAACAUUAAAGAUCUAGGCACACUAAAUUCUUUCUUUGGAUUUGAAGUGGCUCGCAGAAUUAAUGGUAUUUCUAUCUGCCAAAGAAAAUAUGCCCUUGAUUUGAUCAAUGAUGCAGGAAUCCUUGGAGCUAAACCUUGUUCCACACCUAUGCAACAUCACUUGCAAUUGCACAAAACAUUUGGAACUCACAUAUCUGAACAUACUACAUACAAAAGGCUUAUAGGUCGUUUGCUUUACCUCACUCAUACUCGACCUGAAAUUGCUUAUGUUAUUUCAAUUGUUAUGCCUGUUAUUCUAUACUAUGACAAAAAUUCAGCAAUGCACAUUGCUGCUAAUCCUGUGUUGCACGAAAAGAUCAAACACAUUGAAAUCGAUUGUCAUGUGGUUCAUGAAAGGAUCUUGAAUGGAACUAUUCACCUUAUUCCAGACACCACUCAAGAACAAGUAGCUAACAUCUUCACUAAAUCACUACAUCCUGGUCCUUUCAAUCGUUUACUUUCCAAGCUUGGAUUGAUUGACAUUCACUACAGCUUGAUGGGGGCUUUGAAUGAUAGUACAUUACCUUUUGCUUCAAGCUCACAAUCAAAUUGGAUAAACCAUGGUGGAGAUUUGUUCAACAGAAGAUAUGCAAUCAAGGAGCACAAAAUCAAUCCAAAAACAGCUCAUAAAUUAAGUUUGAAAUGGAAAUUCUUUGCAGGCAAUGAUAUUACAGCAACACCAACAAUAUACAAAGGAAUAAUUUAUUUUCCAAGCUGGAAUGGUAACCUAUAUGCAAUAAAACAAAAUGAUGGCUCACUUGUGUGGAAAAAAAAUUUGGGAAUAUUGACAGGUUUAAAUGGAACUGGAUUGGUUAAUAAUGUAAACUGGACUGUGGCUAGAUCAACUCCAACCGUAGCUAAAGAUUUAUUGAUUGUUGGAAUUUUUGGGCCUGCUGUUAUUAUUGGUCUCAAAAGGAAUAAUGGUGAGCUUGUUUGGUUGACCAAGUUGGAGAAUCAUUCUAAAGCAGCUGUUACCAUGUCUGGAACUUAUUACAAUGGGAGUUAUUAUGUCGGAACAUCUUCACUAGAAGAAUUUGUAGCAAUUGAUAAGUGUUGCACAUUUCGUGGAAGCUUUGCCAAACUUGAUGCUAAAAUUGGCGCCAUCUUAUGGCAAACCUAUAUGUUGCCAGAUAACAAAGGAAAAAGAGAUGCAUAUGCAGGAGCUGCCAUUUGGGGAAGUAGUCCUUCCAUUGAUGUUUAUAGAAAACAUGUUUAUAUUGCCACUGGAAAUCUUUAUUCUGCUCCAAAAAACAUACUUGAAUGUCAAGAAAGACAAAAUAAUGAAACUACUCCUAUUGAACAAGACAAGUGUGUUGAACCUGAAAACCACUCCAAUUCAAUCUUAGCCCUUGAUUUUGAUUCGGGUAAUAUCAAAUGGUACAAACAAUUAGGAGGCUUUGACGUAUGGUUUUUGGCAUGUAACAAUGCUUCAACACCUAAUUGUCCUCCUCAAGGCGCUUCACCAGAUGCUGAUUUUGGAGAGGCACCAAUGAUGUUAACUCCUUACGUAAAUGGAAGAAAUAAAAAUAUUAUUGUUGUUGUCCAAAAAAGUGGAUUUGCAUGGGCAUUGGAUCGUGACAAUGGGUCACUUAUAUGGUUUAUGGAAGCAGGACCUGGUGGUGUGGUUGGAGGUGGAACAUGGGGAGCAUCAACUGAUGAUAAAAGAGUUUAUACAAACAUUGUAAAUUCAGAUAACAAAAACUUCACACUACUGCCAUCAAAUAUAAAUAUAACAACAGGAGGGUGGGUGGCAAUGGAUGCUAGAAAUGGAAAAGUUCUAUGGUCUACAGCUAACCCUAGCAAUAAUACUGCAAGUGGUCCUGUUAGUGUGGCAAAUGAUGUUGUUUUUGGUGGAUCUACAGAUAUAUUAGGACACCUAUAUGCAAUGAAUGCAAGAAAUGGUAAAAUUUUAUGGUCUUAUGAAACUGGAGGUAGUGUUUAUGGUGGCAUGUCAAUUAGCAACGGAUGUAUUUAUGUGGGUAGUGGAUAUAAUGUGUCUAUAGGAGUUAUUUUUAACUAUACUGGUGGAACCUCGCUCUUUGCUUUUUGUGUCUAA
Messenger RNA from Vicia villosa (hairy vetch), 2274 nucleotides. RefSeq lists its product as uncharacterized. NCBI's taxonomy places the organism in Eukaryota, Viridiplantae, Streptophyta, Magnoliopsida, Fabales, Fabaceae. The transcript has 7 exons. The record is from RefSeq and is a predicted model, not a curated record. Bases 1 to 2274 code for a protein of 757 amino acids.